GUAAUGAUUGGAAAAUAGUCCUCUCUACUUAAAACUCAUACAUAUAUAUAUAGAUAUACAUAUACAUAUAUACAUCAUCUUCUCCAUUUUCAUCUUCGUCUUCUUCCAUAAUCUAAUUCAAAAUCUCUCUCCAGAUAUGCAUAUCACCAUUCUCGGUCUUCUUCUCCAUAUCACCGGUCAAAAAACUCACGACGACGAAGAAAACGAAAACGAUUGGGAAAAAGAACGAUAACAAAAUUCAUUCAUUUCCUCACACACACAAAAAAAAGUUUUUUAUUUGAGAGAAUCAACAAUGGCAGCGAAGCUUAUGAAGAAGGAAUCGGCGAAAUCUAUGGCGGAGCUACAAUUACCGGCUCAGGCAACGGCGGCGGUGACUGGUGGUGGUGGUGGUGGUGGUGACGUGGAGUUUGCGAGGUGCGAUUGCUGUGGAUUAACAGAGGAGUGUACUCAAGCUUACAUUGCUCGAAUUAGGGAAAGACAUCAGGGCCGUUGGAUCUGUGGACUUUGUUCUGAAGCGGUCAAAUACGAAGUUUUCAGAUCUCAGAGAAGGAUUAGUACUGAUGAAGCUAUGAAACGACAUAUCAAAAUCUGUGAAGAGUUUAAAUCUUCAACUCCUCCGACUCAUACAGGUGAGGAUUUGAUUUCAGCUAUGAAACAUGUUCUCCGGCGAACUUUGGAUUCGCCGAGAAGAGGCGACGGCGACGGCGCCGGCGCCGGUUGUGGUCUUAUGAGGCCUCUCAGUCGAUCCAAAAGUUGCUUUGCAACUAUUCCAGAUUCGAAGAAAUAAUAAUAAUUAACAAAAUAAAUUUUAUUUUAUUUUAGAAUUUAAAUUUAGAUUAUAUUAAUGAUUUGAUGAUUGAUUUUAAAUAAAUAUUUUGUGAAUGAAUGAUUGAAUAUUUUGUGAA
This is a messenger RNA of Cannabis sativa, 905 nucleotides long. RefSeq lists its product as uncharacterized. The record is from RefSeq and is a predicted model, not a curated record. The coding region runs from base 293 to 787 and encodes 164 amino acids. The transcript has 2 exons. NCBI's taxonomy places the organism in Eukaryota, Viridiplantae, Streptophyta, Magnoliopsida, Rosales, Cannabaceae.